CAGUUUAUUCUGAGAUCUGCUGUUCCACAUUUUCUCUUCUGUAAUUUCGCCGCUGUGAAGCUGGUGACGUUUGCUUUUCCCUCAGAUGUCUCUUCCUCCCCAUCCCUGAUCCAUUAUUGAUGAGCCUGUCCGUCGAUCAGCUUCUAUAAACCGCUCUUUAUUGAUCAGGUGAAGACGCGCGUCAGCGGCUUCAAAACAUAACGUUUUCCUGCAGAAACGUCGGGUGUUUGUCGGGUUUUUGGUUCCAGGUGUGAUGCUGUGAUGCUGUGAUGCUGUGAUGCUGUGAUGCUGUGAUGCUCGGAUCGGGUUGUUUCCAGGCACGGGGGGGCGCAGGCUCGUCCCUCCCCCUUCCAGAGGACAAAGACUAAAAAAUGGGUCAGGCUCCGGAGAGAGAGCGCACAUCCCGCUGCUCGUUACCCGGAGACGGAGCGCUGCGCGGCGGAUCCGACACCGACGCAUCUCCGCCUCCCUGGAGGUGAAAACCCCCAACCAAGAGGAACCGAGGCCGUUUCCUGAAGUGAGAGACUCCGGCAGCUUCACCGACUCUUCUAACCGCCGCCGCCCGCCGGAGGGCGAUGGAGGCCGGGCCGAGCUGAGCCAAAGAUCCGGGCCGAGCUGAGCCCACGACCCGGGGAAGACCCGGGGAAGACCCGGGGAAGAUCCGGAGGAAAAUCCGGGGGAAAACACCAACGCUUGACCACAAAAACAGGAGGGCUAAAGUCCGGUCCUGUGGACUCUGGACCCAAACCCGGCCCAGGACCUGAUGGAGGAACGUUCGCACCGACCGAUCGGACGUCCAGCUACAUCUAACCGCCGUCUCGCCGCUGCAGCCAUGACGGCAUCUCCGGCCUCCGGCCGUCACUUCCUGAAGCUGCUGGUCUCCGCCGUGCUGCUGGCGAUGACAUCACUUCCUGCGUGGGCCCUGGAGCCGGAGACGUGUUUCUCCCGGCAGCACCAGAGCGCCACGGUGAACGAGAGGGAGCUGAACGCCACGGCGACGGCGCGGGAGAACCGGGCCGUUCGCUCGGAGAGGGACUGUGUCCUCGCCUGCUGCUCCGAGACCGUCGGCCCAGGCCCCCGGUGCAAGAUGGCCGUGUUCCAAAAGAACCAUUCCCCCGGGGGCGACAACUGCUUCCUGUUCCGCUGCCCGGGGGACGACUGUCCUCUGAUGAAGGCUCCGCCCGGCGUCAACGCCUACGACAUUUACAAAGGUUUAAGUCAUCCUCCGACACUGAGAUCUGUCCCCAUGGCGACCAGCACCACGGCAACCAGCACCAGGGCAACCAGCACCAGGGCAACCAGCACCACGGCAACCAGCACCACGGCAACCAGCACCACGGCAACUAGUACCACGGCAACCAGCACCAGGGCAACCAGUACCACGGCAACAUCAACCACGGCAACAUCAACCACGGCAACCAGCACCACGGCAACCAGCACCACGGCAACCAGCACCACGGCAACAUCAACCACGGCAACAUCAACCACGGCAACAACCGUACAGCCAGCUACCCGCCCACCCUCCCCCACCACCACCACACCAACACCGCCCCCCACAACAGCCCCGCCCCCCGUCGUCAUCAUCGCCACGGCCCCCGCGGCUACGGCCCCGCCCACCGCCGUCGCCACGACGACAACCGCUGCACCGGCGAGAAAAGUCGUCAAGAGCAACAAAAAGCCAAAUAAGUUUGCCAAGAAAGGAAAACCUUCUCGUCCUCCCGGCCCCGCCCCCCCCGCCCGGCCUGUGACAUCACUUCCUGUCACCGCGGGGAACAGACAACAGACGGUGGCUCGGACCGAUGCCCCGAAACCGCCGCCCACCACGACACAUGCUCCGCCCACUAGCACGCCCACAAAACCACAUGCUCCGCCCACUACCACCAGAACCACGCCCACCACCACUACUACACCAGCUAAGACCACGCCCACCACGACACAUGCUCCGCCCACUACCACGCCCACCACUACCACGCCCACCACCACUUCUACACCAGCUAAGACCACGCCCACCACGACACAUGCUCCGCCCACCACCAGGACGACUCCCGCAUCAACGCUAAUCGCAUUUCCCAAAGUCGCCCUUCAAUCGGACCGCCCCCUCCCCAGUAGCCACGCCCCCCUAGGCAGCCACGCCCCCCACAACGCUUCCACCGCCGGCCGAGCCGCGACGGGGUUGGCGGCGCAGGGCGCGCUGAAGAGCGGCGUGGUGGCGUUCAUGGUGCUGGGGCUAGCCGUGCUAACGCUAGCGCUGGCCGUCGGCGGCCGGAAGGCCAUGGAGUCGUUCGACCGGCGACACUACACGAGACUGGAGCUCAACGACCUCCACUACGAGAUCUGAGGGGGCGGGGCUUUGACUGUCCUGUGGACGUCUCGGGCCGUGAUUGGUCGGUUCGUCGCUGCCGAGUCUGCGGUUCAUUUCCAUUUUAAACUUCCGCUGCAAAGGCUCUUGGGUAUAAUUUGCUGCUGCAUGUUUAAAUAUUCGUUUUAGAGCUAAAUUAGAGACACAGGCCCCUCCCCCCCUCUUAAACACGCCCACUUUGCUCUGAUUGGCCGGAUUAGGCCCCGCCCACCGUUUCUGUUGUUUGAUUUGUCCUUUCGGGGGGAGGGGCGGAGCCAAACCGGCUCCAGCACACUUUCAUCUUCAGCUUCACUUUCUUGCGUUUUUCUAUUUAACAACAUUUACUGAAUGUGAUCACUUCCUGCUGUAACCCACGGAUCCUCCAGGCUCCGCCCCCUCACCCACGACAACCAAUCACACGGAUGGUAAACAGUUUUCUGUUUUCGGCCGGUAAAAAGACUUCUUAACACUGUUUCUGGGGUUGAAACAUCGUUCUUUAAAGAAACUGUCAACUAUUUAAAAAACCUUGAACUUGAAGGUCAACCUGUGGUCCAGAUUUGGCCCACCCAAACCCUAACCCUAACCCCCUAACCCUAACCCCUAACCCUAACCCUCCUAACCCUAACCCUCCUAACCCUAACCCCCUAACCCUAACCCUCCUAACCCUAACCCUCCUAACCCUAACCCUCCUAACCCUAACCCCUAACCCUCCUAACCCUAACCCUCCUAACCCUAACCCCCUAACCCUAACCCCCCUAACCCUAACCCUCCUAACCCUAACCCCCUAACCCUAACCCCUAACCCUCCUAACCCUAACCCUCCUAACCCUAACCCUCCUAACCCUAACCCCCCUAACCCUCCUAACCCUAACCCCUAACCCUAACCCCCUAACCCCUAACCCCCUAACCCUAACCCCCUAACCCCUAACCCUAACCCCUAACCCUAACCCUAACCCUCCUAACCCUAACCCUCCUAACCCUAACCCCUAACCCUCCUAACCCUAACCCCUAACCCUAACCCCCUAACCCCUAACCCUAACCCCUAACCCUAACCCCCUAACCCCUAACCCUAACCCCUAACCCUAACCCUCCUAACCCUAACCCUCCUAACCCUAACCCCUAACCCUCCUAACCCUAACCCUAACCCCCUAACCCUAACCCUCCUAACCCUAACCCCCUAACCCUAACCCCCCUAACCCUAACCCUCCUAACCAUAAACCCUAACCCUAACCCCCCUAACCCUAACCAUCCUAACCCAAACCCUAACCCUAACCCUUGGGCCACCUGUGGUCCAGAUUUGGCCACCUGUGGUCCAAAUUUGGCCACCUGUGGUCCAGAUUUGGCCACAUUUGGCCUACCUGUGUCCCAGUCGUGGCUAAGUGCAGACGGCCAGAAGUGGACCGUUGACGCCGGCCGAUGGCCGCCGUGUUUCUGCCAGUCCUCCUGCGCUACCUGGGAUGUUUGUGGACACAGUUUUACAAUCAUUUCCUUCUCACUUGGAGUCCAUGUUGGGUUUAUGUUCCGACUCCAGACUGCCGGAUCGUUGGGACCUGGAGACGGACCCGGUUUGGGUCCUCUGUGGUCGACGGUGGAGGGACGUUCACCCGCCUCCCCACAGCAAAGACAAACAGCAAUACCUUAACUCGGGGGUCGGCAACCCGCACGCGGCUCUCUAGCGCCGCCCUGGCGGCUCCUGGAGCUUUUUCAAAAAUGUUUGAAAAUGGAAAUAGAUGGGGGAGGGAAAUAUAUUUUUGGUUUUAAUAUGGUUUUGGCUUCGGUACACACCUGUAUCAUGUCACAACUUAAAGAAAAGUCUCUUGGAGCCAUGGCUGAAACCGAACGAAUUUUGGCACAAUUUAUCCCACUUCUUCGGCCGUUAAUGCGGCCCGAACCGUAAUGUGCACCCAGGUGUGUUAUACAUCAAAAUGUGCGUCUCCAUCCUGCGACGACACGUAUUACUUUUCUCUUUCAAAAGCGUUACCGUGGCGAUGGUAGACGCCAAAAAGCGUGCACACCCUUCAUCUGAUUGGUUCAGAUAGAAAAUACUAUGUGCCUCAAGCCCCACAAUACGGUUUGACGUAAAUUAACGAAAAUCGGUACACACCUGAAUCAUAUCGCAACUUAAAGAAAAGUCUCUUGGCACCAUGGCCCAAACCCAACAGGAAGUCGGCCAUUUUGAACAUUUUGAAUUAAUCGCGUAAUUUUGGCACAAUUUAUGCCACUUCUUCGUCCGUUAAUACGGCCCGAACCGUAAUGUGCACCCAGGUGUGUUAUACAUCAAAAUGUGCGUAUCCAUUCUGCGACGACGCGCAUUACUUUUCUCUUUGAAAAGUGUUACCGUGGCGACGGUAGACGCCAAAAAGCGCGCCCCCCCUUCAUCUGAUUGGUCCAUAUUUGAUAGUUCCUACUUUCUGCCAUAACUUUUGAAUGGUUUGACAUAAAGAGUCGUGGGUGGUGUCAUCGGACUCGGUAUUGAGUCCUUGACCAUAAUUGGUGCAGAUUAGCCCUGCCCCUUCUUCUGAUUGGUCCAUAUUUGAUAGAUCCUACUUUCUGCCAUAACUUUUGAAUAGUUUGACAUAAAGAGUCGUGGUGGUGUCAUCGGACUCAGUUUUGAGUCCUUGACUUUUAUUGGUGAAACUUGCCGGCGCGAGGGCCCGUUCAUCGCUGCUUGCAGCUUUAAUAGUUUUCUGUGAUUUUGGCUCAAACACGUUGGGUUGCCGACCCCUGCCUUAACUCCUCGUAACUCAGGAAGCCUCUGGGGGUCUGACGUGGGUCAGAUCUGGGUUCGUCUUCUUCAUCUCCACUAGUAAAACACCUGCAUGUCUCCUCGGGCUCCGGCCCGCAGAAGCUUUAACUCGCCACGUCCAUGGAAAUACGAGCUUCACUGUGUCGUUUCUUCUGAUUUCUGCACAUCUUUAGUUCCUCACAGCGACUCCGAGGGUCCGACGACGGACAUUGCUGCACUAUGUCCUGUGGUUUUGAUAAAUCUGCUUCUUUUAAGAUAUUUGAUUGUGUUUCAUAGCUAAGAGGACACACCGGCUCUGCACUAUUUUCGUAAUCUGCACAUUUAUAAAGGAGGCUGCUGUUGCGCCGCCCGGCCGCCAGGGGGCGGCAGCGGCCCGGACAGAAAGCUGCACUUCUCUUUUCACUCUUUCACUCCUGGGUGGUGGUUAUUUAAUUACACUGCUUUCUUUUUCAGUCUUGUUUUGUGAAGUGAUAGUUUUGCAUAAGUUUAGACUUUGAUGUUUUGUUGUAAGGAUUAAAAAAAUGUGACUUUUGA
This is a messenger RNA of Cololabis saira (Pacific saury), 5617 nucleotides long. It is a transcript of the gene mansc1, whose product is annotated as MANSC domain containing 1. The record is from RefSeq and is a predicted model, not a curated record. Lineage: Eukaryota; Metazoa; Chordata; Actinopteri; Beloniformes; Belonidae. The transcript is spliced from 6 exons. Bases 764 to 2338 code for a protein of 524 amino acids.